AUGUGGAGCAAAGAAGAGCCCCAAGCGCGCAAGCCAACGGUUGUUGUCGUCGAAGCGUGGAACAUGAAGGAUUCACCCGCGAAGAUUUCACGUUUCGCAGAUGUAGACUUGGAUUACCUGGAAGAUGAUGUGGUUCUUUUCUGCUUUGGUGUUCUCACGACGCAGGCACUGCUCCUUCCGCGUUUUCAGUUCAAUUUCUCGAAAACUCGUCGCUGGGGAGUCAAGCUCACCAUGUAUGGGCACACUAUCAUCAAGUCGACCGUUUAUGAUACUCAAAAAGAGGCCAAAUCCGAUGCCUGUCGCGCUGCACUGAAGAAGCUGCAACUUGAUUUUCCGGAUUGGAUUUUGCCUGAUGAUUUUGAUAACAUUGAAUCAAUCAUGCACGGAAACGAGGUUUAUCACAAGGUUCAGGUCCACCGUACGACCUACACUGGCAGAACUGGGACCUAUGCUGAAGAUGAACUCUCACGAAGAUCAUGCGCCUUGUUGGCUCUGCGGCAUCUAUACAUCGAUGGCUCUGAAACAAAUAGCAACCUCUCGGGCACGCUGACUCUGGAGGGGAUGGAUGCUAGGUUGCUCGCCUUGGUUCCAAGAGACCCUGUCCAGGCACGGACCUACAUCUGGGGAAGUUCCAACCAUGCAAAAGCCUCUCGCAAGAAGACGAAACGUGAACGUAUGGUGCAGUUCCAUAAGAAGAAACGACCAGUUGAACAUGAGCCCUCAGCUGAGUUCCCUAACGAGGUUGAUGGCAACAGAAAGCGCCCCAAAAGCGUCCCUCGGAACUCAAACAUGUUGCCACUUCAACACUCCAGGUUGGCAUCGAUUGAAGUACCUGCCGAGAAAGAAGAAAAGAGGUGGGCAGUGACGCCCUGUCAAAUCCAGAGGCAGAUACAUGAUCUGGCUUCGUCUACUGAAAGAUUGCAAAAGGUCUGCGAUCUCCUCCGUUUGGAAUACCCCGAGAUCCGAGUUGACAGACAGGACGGGCGCUUGAUCGACACACGCGGAGAAUAUACUGCAGGGGCUUACUUCAAGACCGAUCCAUUCCUCCGACGUGCCGGCGCCGUCGGCCCCGUGACCGGUCUGCAGGACAGCAGGUCACUGGCCGAACAAGCCUGUGCCGAAGAGGUUAUUAAGUACUUGAUACGGAUGGUCGAGGAGGACGAAGAGCUUGAGACCAAAAUUGCGAAACAGCGUCAGAGUGUCGAACAGUGGAAAGCCAAGAAUGAAGAUACUAUGAUGCAUGAUCACCAGUAG
This is a messenger RNA of Aspergillus aculeatinus CBS 121060, 1254 nucleotides long. RefSeq lists its product as uncharacterized. Bases 1 to 1254 code for a protein of 417 amino acids. The transcript has 3 exons. NCBI's taxonomy places the organism in Eukaryota, Fungi, Ascomycota, Eurotiomycetes, Eurotiales, Aspergillaceae. The record is from RefSeq and is a predicted model, not a curated record.